Molecule: messenger RNA, 912 nt
Organism: Trichomonas vaginalis G3
Lineage: Eukaryota; Parabasalia; Trichomonadida; Trichomonadidae
Product: Rab geranylgeranyltransferase protein
Exons: 1
Coding region: 1-912 (303 amino acids)
Biological process (GO): protein geranylgeranylation
Cellular component (GO): Rab-protein geranylgeranyltransferase complex
Molecular function (GO): Rab geranylgeranyltransferase activity
Source: RefSeq, a predicted model, not a curated record
AUGAAAGAUAGAGAAACCCUUGUUUAUUGGAUGACAUAUUCAAUGCGUUCCAAUAAUUAUUACUGGGCUUCAAGCGCAUUAUAUCUUCUUGGUACUUUAGAUCAACUAAAUAAAGAUGAUGCAAUAGAUUUUUUGAUGAAGUGCAAAUGUGCAAACGGUGCCUUUGGUGGUAAUAUCGGUUCAGAGCCAAAUAUACAUAAUACACUUUCAGUCAUACAAACUUUAAUCCUUUACGAUCGAUUUGACCUGAUUGAUCAAGAACCUAUAGUUAAAUGGAUUCAGAGUUUACAAAAGUCCGAUGGAUCUUUUACAAAUGGGCAAUGGAAUGAAGUAGAUACGAAAUUUACAUUUUGUGCGCUUGCAAUAUUAAAGCUUUUUAAUAAAUUAGAUGCAAUCAAUUUGGAUUCAGCAGUUAACUGGCUAAUUUCAUGCCAAAAUUCCGAUGGUGGUUUCGGAUGUUUUCCGCACUGCGAAUCACAUUGUGGCCAAGUAUUUACAUCAUUAGCAGCACUUUCAAUAGCAAAUGCACUAGAAAAAGUAGAUUGUACGGCUCUAAGAUUAUUUUUAACAGAGAGACAAACAAAAGAUGGUGGAUUUAAUGGCAGACCUGAGAAAGAAUCCGAUGUUUGUUAUUCAUGGUGGGCUGGCGCACCAUUAUCAAUAUUAGGUGAAAAAGAUAGUAUCAAUGCCGAAUUUCUGAAAGAUUUUAUACUCUCAGCGCAAGAUCCUGAUACUGGUGGUAUCGCUGAUCGUCCUGGCAAUCAUGCCGAUCCUUAUCAUACAUUUUUUGGUUGUGCUGGAUUAUCACUGUUUGGAUUCUUCGACCUCCCUAAAAUUGACCCUGUUCUAGCCUUACCUGUUGAAGUUUUGAAGCGCCAUUUCAGAUCAUUAGGGGCAGAAUAUAACAAGUAA